AUGGCGGAGUACGAUGAGGCCGGGCACACCAUGAGGCCGUCGAGGGUGUUGUCGUCGGUUUUCCAGUCCAUGGCCGAAGAAGACCCUGCCGCGUCGAGAACUUUCUACUCAACCUCCUCUCCCAGUGCCACGUCUGUCCCCCGUUCGACGUCCGCAUCGGCUUGUGCGGCUGCUGCUGCUUUUGCGGCUGCCUCCGCUUCUGCGGCUGCCUCCGCCUCUGGCAUUGGGGUGUCUCGCUCGGUUACUACCGGCACCACUUCACCACCCCCUAUGUCGGCCACAGUCAACCCCACUGCCGCUAGCGGACACGGAGGCGUUGACCAGGCUAGGAACAUUGAGGCCGGGGUGGACAACGUUGUUAACAAGGCGAUCGACGAAGCGGAGGAGAGGAAGGCCGGCAGCAUUGUGGACACGAAGAAUGAGAUCGACGAUAACGGUGGAGCGGCGGUAAUGAUGGUUUCUGUCAUUGGUCAAGACGAGGAGGUUGAGGUGGCGUCCUUCAUGCCCCGAUCAUUCCGCCGCAGCGACGACAACGCCAUGCGGAAGUGGGAGGCAAGAGACGUCGCGAUGAAGGCCAUCGAUGCCGAGAUUGGCGGUGGCACGUUCGGUGAGCAACGAAAAAAACAACACCGCAUGGGCUCAGCGAGCGAUGCACAGCUCGAACAGCUGCAGCACAGCCGAACCGUCUCCAGGGUUAUAUUUGGUCAGACCAGCAUCGGCAUGCCUGUGGCCAUCAAGGUCAUCAACAGGGACAGCGACGCCUUUGGAAGCCAGGCAAGAGCGGUGGACAAGUACAUCGAUCGCGAGAUCCAGACCCUGACCAUGGCCGCACACCACCCGAACGUGGUGGACAUCCUCGGCACCCUUAAGACUCCUAGCACCACCUUCAUUAUCAUGCCCCUUCUGCACUCGGACGUCGCGGCUCUCCUGAAGGAGAGGCCCCUGCAGGAGAAGGAGGCCGUGACGAUCUCCGUCCAGAUGUUCUCCGCAAUCGAGCACGUACACAGCAAGGGCAUUCUGCACCGAGACCUGAAGCCGGCCAACUUGCUGGUCACUAACGACAUGCAAGUUCGCCUCGCUGACUUCGGGUUCUCGAAGAUGCUGGCGGAGGGAGAGACCACCAUGACCGGGCUAUGUGGUACCAAGGUGAACAAAUUGCCUUACGGGAUUGAGGCCGACAUGUGGGCUGCCGGCGUGGUGGUGUCCGAGCUUCUCAUGGGGGCCACGGUCUUCUGGUGGUUGUGUCUCUAUUCUAGUGUAAACAUGCGUAGAACCGCCUACAAAGCCAGGCGCAGAGGGUCGGGACCAGUGUGCCCGAAACGAUACGGAUUGUACGGGGGGUGCACUAUGCUGUUUUUCCGUCGACUAGAAGAUAACCCCUACUUUUGUACAGCUUCUGAGCCCCCCGCCUCCCGCUUUCCCCCCACGCUUCUUGCGGAGUUCAGCCCGGACCCCAGCAUCGACCUGGGACCGAUCUCUAAGGACAUCUCGAGCCUCGAGGAGGGGGGGGACAUCCGAAUGAGGCUUGACCCGUACGAUGAGUUGGAGAGGGAGAACAUCCGAGCUGGGGUCUUCAAGGUGGACUCUGAGCGCGUCGGAGCGGUGGGAGAGGACUUCUUGAGGAAGGUGAACGGGAUCGAGAAAGCGCGUUGUUAUGGACAACGCGGAGGGUGCCGAAACGACACCGCCUAUCUUCCCUAUUUCCUGGCCACGCUUUAUGUACCCCCACAGCUAAUCGUCCUCGACCCGGCGGAGAGGAUGUCCGCACGACAGGCGGGAGAGCACCCGUGGCUCGGAGACGAGGGCGCAGUGAUGCUCAAGAGGGCUGAAGUGGAGGCGGUUUUGAAGGAAGCGCAAGAGACAGAGCAGGCUGAGAAGAACGAGAGGAUGAAGUUUCUCAGAAGCAAGAGGCGACGCCGGGUGCCAAAGGUGGCGAGAGUGGCGAGGGGUCUGGCUCCCGUUGCGGAGGGAGCACUGCAGCCGACUUCGAGCACCGCGGGCGCCGUGUCCAUGCUCACCUCGGCAAGCAUGGGAGCAGCGACUGCGGUCGGGUGUGGUGCAAGCGCAGAUCGGCCAGGAGCUGUGAGGGUGAUGACGCUCAGCAUCAACUUUUCCACGGUCCCGGGUGAAUUGUUCCGCGCUUGUACUAGCCGGCGAAGUGCCGCAAUGCCAGUUGUCUAGGACCGCGGCCUGGGUUCGAACAACUACUUAUUGUGGUGGUGAGACUUGUUCUGUGACUUCUUCGUUGGGGCAAAGACGGAGGCAUCUUGAAGGACUCAUCGCGAAGGCCCUGAGGUGUGCCGGUUGGUACUGAAGCGGCGUAGCCAUGCGGGCUGACAACCCGCCUAUGCUGUUCUGCUGCUGGUCCAUUUGUGGUUACUUGCGUCCCGGUCGUGUCGCUCGCUCAUGGUGAAAACAUGCAAGUGCUCUGCGACACACUG
Ectocarpus sp. CCAP 1310/34 is the source of this 2441-nucleotide messenger RNA. The record is from the annotation of a GenBank genome assembly. Lineage: Eukaryota; Phaeophyceae; Ectocarpales; Ectocarpaceae.